AUGGGUUCGAUAGGAGCUUCCGGCCCCGUUCUAACCCAGCUGCUCGACGAUCAAGCAUACCAAACACCAGAUCAGAUAUAUUGUAUUCAUCCCGUUUCACAAGACUCUGAUCAUGGAUGGCAUCGCAUCUCUAUCAAGCAGAUGAGCGAGGCAGUUGACCGCUUGUCUUGGUGGAUCCAAGAAAAGAUUCCUGCAGGAGAGCCGCAGCUGCUUGCCUACAUCGGCACCAAUGAUUUGCGAUAUGGUGCUUUCAUCUUGGCUUGUAUGAAGACUGGCCACGCGGCCUUGUUGCUUUCCACGCGAAACUCUCUACUCGCCAAUCAGCAUUUACUGCGCAGCACCAACUGUUCUGUGCUCGUCGAUGGAUCUGAGAGAAAGACUCUUCGUAACCUCGUCAAUGAAUUAGAAGGCUCUUGUCCUGAGGUGGAGAGAUGGCACAUCGGCCCAAUUUGGGAUGUGUUCUCCUCCGAGUCAGUGAAGCCAUAUGUUCAGAAUGAGAGCUAUGAGAUACUCGAAAACAGAACGGCUGUGGUCAUUCACAGCUCGGGCACCACCGGACUUCCCAAACCAGUCCGGCUUACUCAUGGAUAUCUAGCGACAUUGUUCUACAUGCAGACACUACCUCUUCCCGAGGCGCGUGAGACCACACAGCUCUUCAUCCGUCAAAAAGGGCAGCUGCGAAUAAUGACUGGACCCCUUUUCCAUUUUAUCGGUCUCGUAUGCAUAUCAGAAUGCAUUUUCUAUCGCACCCCGUUCUUGCUAGCACCGGAUCGGCCUUUGACCGUGGACCUCUUCUCUCAAAUCAUGUCCCUCGACACACCACCUAAAUGGGGACUGAUUUCACCCUUUGUUUUGGAAGAACUAUCUGCUUCGGAGAAAGGCAGAAAGGCAUUGUCAAAAUUAACUGCACUGAACUUCGGAGGAGCUCCGCUUUCACAAACUGCUGGUGAUACUAUUUCCAAAUUGGUCCCACUCCAACCUUUAUAUGGAAGUAGUGAGGCAGCCUAUACUGCGAACUUGCAAUGUCAAGACCCAGCAGACUGGAAUUAUCUCGAGUGGAAUCCCGCAGUUGGAACGCGAAUGGAUGAUGUAGGCGAUGGGCUGUGCGAGCUGGUUCUCCCCCGAGGGGAAACGCGCCGCUUCAAGGGCAUAUUCCACACAGAGCCUCACUUGACGGAGUUCCGCACGGGUGACCUUUUCCGAGAGCAUCCAACUAAACCCGGACUAUGGAAGUACCAGGGUCGCGGAGAUGAUAUCAUUGUGCUGAAUAAUGGGGAGAAGUUCAAUCCUACCGAUGCUGAGAAGUCGAUUGAGUCUCACCCUCUCGUGAAUCAUGCGGCAAUCCUCGGCCAGGAUCGCUUUCAGGCAGCCUUGCUGAUUGAGCCUCAUUGGCAUGAUUUGCCUAAAGAUUGGAAUCUCGAAUGGUUGCAUCGAACUUUGCGGCCGAUGGUUGACCAAGCGAAUGCUAUUCUACCUGGUCACGGGAAGCUGUUCUACAGCCAUGUUACCUUUGCAACAGAGGAUAAGCCGUUUGCGCUAUCACCCAAGGGAACUAUGCGUCGUCGAGAGAUUGUGAAGAUGUAUCAAUCUCUUAUCGACGCUUUGUAUACAGCUCAUUCUGGAGCACCGCCGUCUGGAGCACCGCAGCCUGUGGCACAACUACCAACACCUCAAGGAUUUGGUCUGGGGGGAAUAGAGCAAUGGAUCCGGGAUAUCAUUGCACACAUUCUCUCGUUGGAGAACGUUGAUCUUGACGACGGGAUCGUCGCCUUGGGAAUGGAUUCCCUUCAGCUGGUUCGUUUGGUACAAGUCCUCCAAGACACGACGAACGGAAUGGAAGGGUUGAUGCACCGCCGAAUAUGGACAAGUGCAUUCAUCUAUCAGCUUGAAACAUCGCGUAAAAUCGCACAAUCGUUCUGUGACCAAGUCAACAAGACCACAUCCGAUGAAGAGUCCAAUAAAAACGCCUUGACACGAGAGGAUGUGCUCAAGAAGUACACAUGGGAGCAAGCACGGUAUCUAGACAGCGGAGGCGCGCAAGUCAUCUUAACCGGGUCGACCGGCGAGCUUGGAAGCUUCAUGUUAAAUAAGCUGCUGCAGGACCCUUCAAUUACACGAAUUGUUUGUCUCAACCGCUCAGCCGAUGCCGCCGAACGCCAAAUCCAGACAUUCCGACAGAAGAAGCUAUCCAGCUUCUGGCUCACGGAGACUCCGCGUGUGGAAUUCAAACAAAGCCAUCUCCAUGAUCCGUAUCUUGGACUUGACCCAGAUGAAUACAAGGCCUUGCAACAGGACAUCUCAAUCAUUAUUCACAAUGCAUGGCCGGUGAACUUUAAUCAGAGCCUCGCAAGCUUUGAACCGCAUCUUGCUGGAGUUCGAAGGCUUCUAAAUUUUGCAGCGCAGUCGGCUCGCGAACCCGAGUUCCAUUUUAUAUCCUCGGUCUCAACGGUCACAGGUCAAUCACUCAGUUUGGGCGAUCGGAUGCUCGAGAAACGCCAGGAUGUCUCUUGUGUGCUCCCACAGGGGUAUGGCGAGUCCAAGUACAUUGCGGAGCGUCUUUGUGAGAUUUCGAGUAAGCGGAUAGGAGCCAAGAUUGCUAUACAUCGAGUUGGACAACUUGGGGGCCCGUCUAAUUCCGCUGCUGGAAUGUGGAAUACGCGAGACUGGUUCCCGUCCUUGGUCAAGUCUUCGUUGACUAUGCAGAUGUUGCCGGAUAACCUUGGACCGAUGCCGGUAGACUGGCUUGCCAUUGAUACUGCUGCCAACAUUAUUUCAGAAAUAAUCGACACUCGAAGAGCGCAUCAACCUCCACCACUGACCGUGUACCAUAUCACCAAUCCAAAUGCCGUGGCUUGGAAGGAGAUUGCUCCUUUAUUCGCCAAAGCGUGCAAGACUGAAAUGGUGACUUUGGAUGUAUGGGUGAAUAAGGUCAAAGAGCGUGCAUUUGGGUCUGAGCCCAAUGGAAACGAUGUGCAGGAUCUACCUGCGACACAGCUGCUGGAUUUCUUCGCCAUGUUGCUUGAUGGAGCUGGCCAGGCUCAGCCUUGCAUCGACACCAGUAAUGCGAGAAAAGACUCAGCAACACUGAGCGAGCUGGGACCAGUUGAUUCAAGGAUGGUGAACAUUUGGUUGAAUCAGUGGAAAGAUUGGCUGCCGGGGCUGGAUGCUGGGGCGUUGGAUGGGUCGACGUAA
Messenger RNA from Penicillium brevicompactum, 3192 nucleotides. Its product is annotated as NRPS-like enzyme. The transcript has 3 exons. NCBI's taxonomy places the organism in Eukaryota, Fungi, Ascomycota, Eurotiomycetes, Eurotiales, Aspergillaceae. Bases 1 to 3192 code for a protein of 1063 amino acids. The record is from RefSeq and is a predicted model, not a curated record.